AUGAGCGAACGGGAUUAUCUACCGUUAACAUCAACAUUAGUCAAAACAUUGACAGAUAAAUUGUAUGAAAAACGAAAAACAGCCGCACUUGAGAUUGAAAAAAUGGUACGUGAGUUGAUGGUCAUUCAGAAUUAUGAACAAAUUGAACGUAUAUGUAGAAUAUUAAGUGAACAUUUUGUUUUAUCACAAAAUGGAAAUUUCCGACGAGGUGGUUUAAUUGGCAUAGCUGCAUUGGCAAUUGCCACUGGAAAAGAAGCACAACGGUUUCGUCAAUAUUUAGUACCACCUGUUCUUCAAUGUUUUCUUGACAACGAUCCAAAAGUUCGCUAUUAUGCGUGUGAAUCUUUGUACAAUAUUGCCAAAGUUUUAAGAACAGUAACAUUAGCAUAUUUUAAUGAAAUAUUUGAUUGUUUAUCUAAGUUAGUUGCUGAUAUGGAACCCACAGUUAAAUCGGGUGCUGAAUUACUUGAUCGUUUAUUAAAAGAUAUUGUCACUGAAACAUGUACACAGUUUGAAUUAGUUGCAUUUAUACCAUUAUUACGCGAUAGAAUUUAUGUUCGAAACGCAUUUACAAGACAAUUUCUUAUCUCUUGGAUAUCUUUAUUAACAUCUGUACCAGAAUUAGAUAUGAUUCAAUAUUUACCCGAAAUACUCGAUGGUUUGUUUCAUAUUCUUGGUGAUCCAAAUCCUGAAAUUCGUAAAGCAUGUGAAAUACUAUUUAGUGAGUUUUUAUUAAUUUUGAAAGCAAGUACAAUACAACCGUCAAUGUUUGAAGAUAUGACAAGAAUUCUUAUACAAAACUGUCAAUCAGCAGCCGUUGCUCCUAAAGACGCUUUAAUUCAAUAUACAUCGUUACAUUGGUUACGAGAAUUUUUAAAUAUGAAUUAUCAUGAAGUAUUAUUACCUCAUUCAGCUGGUUUAUUAGCAGCAGUUUUAUCAUGUACAGCAAAAGAAAUAAAUCAUAUAUUACGACAAUUAAUUAAAAGCGAAAGUAGUAAAAAUGAACAAGGAGAAUAUUGUUUAAAUUUACCUGAGCCAACAAUAUCCAAAAUGGUUGAGGUUUUAAAAACUCAAAUUCAAUUAGGUGCAUCACAAUCACGAAUUAUAGCACUCCAAUGGAUUCAUCAUCUAUUCGAAUGUUUACAUGACAAAAUGAAUCCUCAUAUUGAUAUAUUAUUUCCCGUUUUAUUUCGUGUAUUGAGUGACUCGACAGAUGAAGCUGUUCUUUUAGUUUUGCAAAUAUUUGCUAUAAUAUCAAUAUCAAAUGCUCCUGUAGUAGUAACAACACUUGACACAAUAACGUCAUCUGCUCCAGAAUUAUUACCAAAUACCAACAGUAUUCAAAAAUACAAUGAUUACUUUACAAAAUUUAUCAUUGUUCUCAUGGAUUUAUUUCGCACUGAUAGAGCAUUAUUAGAAACACGAGGAUCAUUCAUAAUUCGACAAUUGUGUAUGUUAUUAUGUGCCGAGGAUAUCUAUCGUACAUUGUCUGAAACACUAUCAAAUGAACCAGAUGUACAAUUUGCUUCAACCAUGGUAAAAAUUUUAAGUUCAAUACUUUUAACAUCAACCGAAUUACAUGAACUUAGAGUCAAAUUGAAAAAUCUUCAAACAAAUGAUAGUGCAACAUUAUUCGUAUGUUUAUACAAAACAUGGUGUCAUAAUCCUGUAGCAACUGUUGCUUUGUGUUUAUUAUCUCAAAAUUAUGAUCAUGCAUGCACAUUAGUACAACUAUUUUCAAAUAUGGAAGUUACAGUAGAUUUUCUAAUUGAAAUUGAUAAAUUAGUUCAAUUAAUUGAAUCACCAAUAUUUACAUAUCUUCGCUUAGCCUUACUUGAUGUUGAAAAUCAUCAAACAUUAAUACGUGCUCUAUGUGGUCUACUGAUGUUGUUACCUCAAACAGAUGCCUUCCAUACAUUGAGAAGAAGAUUAGAAUGUGUACCAACAUUUAUCGAUAGGUUAACUACAUCACAAAGAAAAAUGAACAGUUUACCGCUGAAUUCGAUGAUCGAUUCCUUACCAUCUAGUGAAUCAACGACUCUCAAUGCCCUAGCAUUAACUAAAACUAACUCGUCUUCUCGUAAUCAGAUAAAUUUUCAAGAAUUAAAUGAUUAUUACGUAUCCGUGCAAAGUAAACAUGUUGAAUCAAAACGGCAACGUUAUCUAUAUCGUACAGAAAGUUGA
Molecule: messenger RNA, 2184 nt
Organism: Didymodactylos carnosus
Lineage: Eukaryota; Metazoa; Rotifera; Eurotatoria; Philodinida; Philodinidae
Source: the annotation of a GenBank genome assembly